Fusarium venenatum is the source of this 1845-nucleotide messenger RNA. RefSeq names its product permease family-domain-containing protein. The record is from RefSeq and is a predicted model, not a curated record. Gene Ontology annotation, molecular function: purine nucleobase transmembrane transporter activity. Gene Ontology annotation, biological process: transmembrane transport; adenine transport; guanine transport. Lineage: Eukaryota; Fungi; Ascomycota; Sordariomycetes; Hypocreales; Nectriaceae. Gene Ontology annotation, cellular component: plasma membrane.
AUGGCUACCUCACCUCCGCCAGUUCACGACAUGAUGCCUCCCCACGAUGAGCAGUCUUUCGCCCAAGAAGAAGUCGGCCGCUCUCGCUUCUGCGGUUUUCGUGAUUUCUGUGAUAACCUCGAUAACUACAUCACCACUUCGCGUUUCGGUCAUUUCUUUCGCCUCUCCGGUAGCGGUCACCCAGACGAGAUUGCUGGGUCAACCUUUCUUCGAGAAUGCCGGGCUGGCUUGACUACUUUCGCCACUAUGGCAUACAUUAUCGCCGUCAAUGCGGCGCUGCUCCAACAAACUGGUGGAACUUGCGAGUGUGAUCUGGUAGACAGAAAGGCCUGUGACAAAAUUGAGUCUUAUAUGGCUUGCAAAGAAGAUAUACGACGAGACAUCAUUACCGCUACCGCCGCCGUCUCAGGCAUGGCGAGCUUCGCCUUCGGUCUUCUUACUAAUCUCCCUGUUGCUAUCGCUCCUGGUAUGGGUCUCAACGCCUACUUCACCUUUCAAGUCGUCGGGUACAAUGGAAGUGGUCCCAUUUCGUACCGUCUCGCCCUCACAGCUGUCUUUGUCGAAGGUCUCAUCUUCAUUUUUCUUGCUCUCACAGGCAUGCGUCAGUGGCUCGUCAAGCUGAUCCCUGCCACUAUCAAGACUGCCACAGGUGUUGGUAUCGGCUUCUUCCUCACUGAAAUCGGUCUCUCGUACUCUGCUGGAAUCGGUGCGAUUACUGGUGGAGAGGCCACUCCCCUUACUCUAGCGGGUUGUCCUCAGGAGUUGUGGGACGAAAGGGGAGUAUGUCAAGGAGGAGUAAUGACAAGCCCCAAGCUCUGGAUUGCAAUCUUUUGUGGCGGUAUUGUCACGGCCUUUCUGAUGGCGUUCCGCGUCAAGUAUGCCCUCAUUAUCGGCAUCUCGCUUGUCUCUAUCCUCUCUUGGCCUCGCGAUACUCCCUUCACCUUCUUCCCUCAUGACGCAGAUGGAGACCGCCGAUUUGGCUUCUUCAAACAGGUCGUUGUCUGGCAUCCGAUCGAGAGAACUCUCAACGCACUUGACUGGAACUUUGGCGGCUCAGCCUCCCAUUUCGCCCUCGCCUUGUUCACAUUCCUUUAUGUCGACAUUAUCGAUGCUACCGCCACUCUCUACUCCAUGGUUCGUUUCUGCGGUGUCGUCAACCCUCGCGACGGCGACUUUCCCCGUUCAACUCUUGCAUACUGCACUGAUGCUGCUUUCAUCUCUGUCGGCGCCUUGUUGGGAAGUUCUCCUGUUACCGCCUUCAUCGAGAGCGGCGCGGGUAUUGCUGAGGGUGGAAGAACUGGCUUGACUGCCAUGAUGACUGGAAUCUGCUUCAUUGUGUCUGUUUUCUUUGCACCCAUCUUCGCAUCUGUCCCCCCUUGGGCGACUGGUUGUACAUUGAUUCUGGUUGGUUGCAUGAUGAUUCGGCAAAUCACCCAGAUCAACUGGCGAUACAUCGGCGAUGUUCUCCCGUCCUUCGUGGUCAUGACAUUUAUCCCUUUCAGCUACAGCGUAGCUUAUGGCCUGAUCGCUGGUGUUUUCGUUUAUUCCGUUCUCAAUGGCCUUGUUGGCAUUGUCGUCUUUGUCUCUCGCGGCUACAUCGAACCCAGCGAGUACGACCUCAAGGAGUACUGGACCUGGAAAGGCUCUGGUCGUGCACCUUGGUUCAUCCGCGCCAUCCGACACCGCAGAAACCCAGAGGUAGACGACCAACCCACCGAAUCCGAGCAUGCAAUGACUGACCUCACCUAUGCCGAACGCCGUGACCACAGCAGCUCCACUACGGCUGCGUCUGCCGUCAAAGACGAGCCCCCUAUGUCCCCUCCCCCCGAUCGAUGGGUACGCUAA